Molecule: messenger RNA, 618 nt
Organism: Penicillium digitatum Pd1
Lineage: Eukaryota; Fungi; Ascomycota; Eurotiomycetes; Eurotiales; Aspergillaceae
Gene: rab7
Product: Rab family GTPase YPT7
Biological process (GO): regulation of vacuole fusion, non-autophagic
Cellular component (GO): phagocytic vesicle; fungal-type vacuole membrane; late endosome
Molecular function (GO): GTP binding; GTPase activity
Source: RefSeq, a predicted model, not a curated record
AUGGCGUCAAGGAAGAAGGUUCUCCUCAAGGUUAUCAUCCUUGGUGACAGCGGUGUGGGAAAAACAAGUUUGAUGAACCAAUAUGUCAAUAAGAAGUUCAGUGGAAGCUACAAAGCUACCAUUGGAGCCGAUUUCCUCACAAAGGAAGUUCUCGUCGACGACCGACUGGUAACAAUGCAGAUUUGGGAUACUGCAGGCCAAGAACGGUUCCAGUCGUUGGGAGUCGCCUUCUACCGUGGAGCCGACUGCUGUGUCCUGGUCUACGAUGUGAACAACUCCAAGAGUUUUGAGGCUCUCGACAGCUGGCGGGAUGAGUUUCUGAUCCAGGCAAGCCCAAGAGACCCAGAGACUUUCCCAUUCGUUGUUAUCGGUAACAAGAUCGAUGUGGAGGAAAACAAACGUAUGAUCUCCUCAAAACGGGCCAUGACUUUCUGCCACUCGAAGGGUAACAUUCCCUACUUCGAGACCAGUGCCAAGGAAGCUGUCAACGUCGAGCAGGCGUUUGAAGUUAUUGCACGGAGUGCACUUGCCCAGGAAGAGGCCGAGGAAUUUAGCGGUGAAUUCAGCGACCCAAUCAACAUCCAUCUAGACAAUGACCGUGAUGGAUGUGCCUGUUGA